Molecule: messenger RNA, 1102 nt
Organism: Thecamonas trahens ATCC 50062
Lineage: Eukaryota; Apusomonadida; Apusomonadidae
Exons: 1
Coding region: 1-993 (330 amino acids)
Molecular function (GO): protein binding
Source: RefSeq, a predicted model, not a curated record
AUGCCGUACAAGAGACGGCGGGUGCCGCGUGCGGCGGGAGGAAGUGGCAGGUCACCGCGGCGGAGGGAGCGGUCGGCGUCGCCGAGUAGCUCAAAGUCACCGCUCUCUGUCCGUGUGGUCGGAGACGUGACGGUGCCGCCAGGAACGGCGCUGGCACCCAACGUGACGUUUAUCAAGACCUGGUCGGUGGUGAACGACGGCGUCGAGGUGUGGGAUCGGGCGUUUCUGGUCUUUGUCUCGGGCAGCUUGCUCGCCCAGUCGCCUUCGAUCGCGUUGCCGGCGGUGGGCGCCGGCGAGCGGAUCAACGUGAGCCUCGAGGUACAGGCGCCUGAGACGGGCGGGCGGGCGCUGUCGAGCUGGGCGUUUAUGGACGCUGCCGGGCGGCGGUUUGGCGAACCGCUGGUCAUCGAUGUCAACGUGACGGCUGCGCACGCGCACGACAUCAACGCGGCGCGCGAUGCGCUGGCGGCGCUCAUCAGGGUUGGGCGGGUCCUGGGCAUGCCAGACCUCCCGCCGCUGGAAGCGCCGCCGCUGGGCGACGGGCCUUCGGCCUUUCCGUAUUUAGAGGAGCUGUGGGCCAUGGCCAAGGCGCUCGAGGCCCACACCGGGGCCGACACUGGCGCUAACGAGCUCGACGACGGGUUCAGCAGCGACGGUGAGCUGGUCGACGCGAGCGGCGACGAGCCUCUGUUCGAGAUUUCUGUGCGGUGGCGGAGUGGGAACCAGGUCUUCACCCUCUCUGUCUCGGCAUCGCACACGGUGGCCGACGUCAAGAGCGUGGUUGCGGGGCAGGCUGGGCUCCCGCGCGAGAGCCUCGAGCUGGCGCCGGCCUUUGCUGGCGGCGUCCCGCCUGACGGCCUGGUCCUCCUCGAUGCAUCGCGGACCUUGGCGUCGUACGGCCUUGGCAGCGGCACGGUGCUUGAGCUGCUUGUGGCGCCGGGGCCGGCCACCCUUGGGCCUACGCCGCAGGGUGCGAGUCCGCAGUGGGGAUGAGGCGGGCGAGGAACAGGAUCGAGAUAACAUGGCGGCUUUAUAGCUACGACUGAAUCAUGCGGUAGGUGAGGUCGAGGACGUCGGCCGAGUCGCGUGAGUGCCAGCGGGU